AUGGCUGGCCCUCUAUUCAAGCGGUUUGCGCCGCCUGCGCCUGCGCCCAAAAAACAGCCCUCACCCACCCCAGUACACAGCGAAACCUCGAAUUCUGCGCAUACCACAAAUGAGCCUGUCGCCGGAUCUGUGAUCACGCCUGUGGAAGAUGAUGCAGUACCAAGAUCUGUCAAGAAACCGAAAAGGAGAAAGCGCGAAACCGACGAAGCAAACAAUGAGCACAACGAGAUCGCAAAGAAGCACAAGAGCAUACUUUCCAAAUUCGAAAAAUCCUCCAAACUAGCCGAGGCAAAGAGCCAGCAGCAUGAAGACGAGACAGCUGACAAGGAGGAAGAGGAGGAAGAGCUCCAUGAUCUAGAGCCCAUGCCACAGCCAGCACCCGUUCCCGAGCCAGUAUACGAGCCGACCUUUUCUACCCUUCCCACAUGGCUCGCCCAGCCCACCACGGUCGAGGCAUCCAAGACUUUCCCAUUUUCUGGGCUUGGCGUCGACGCUACAUACGUAAAGAAACUGGAGAAACAAGGGUUCAAGGACGCAUUGGCUGUGCAAAUGGCAUUGCUACCUAUGCUACACCCUGGCUUUGACCAGCACCUUGGCGACAUAUGUGUCUCUGCAAAGACGGGGUCUGGAAAGACGCUAGCAUAUUUGCUACCAAUUAUCGAGGCGCUCAAAGACCGCGCUGUCCCCAUACUCUCGGCAAUUAUAGUCGUACCAAGCCGACAACUUGUCAACCAGGCCCUUCAAGUCGCUGAGGAAUUAUGUGCUGGCACAAGGAUCAAAGUUGGAACAGCAUUGGGCAAUGUCGCAUUCGCCACGGAACAAAAGCAACUUGUCAAGAUGAGGUCGCAAUACGACCAAAAACGAGCACAAGAGCUCAACGAGAAAGCGUUACAGCAGUACCAAACGGGCCUGAUGGAAAGAGGAGGACUAUAUGAGGAUCUGAAGAGCAUGCCUAUCGGACACGUGCCAAAGUACGAUUCGGGCGUGGAUAUUCUCAUAUGUACGCCAGGCCGACUUGUAGAGCACAUCGAGCAUACAACGGGCUUUCUGCUGAAUAAUCUCCGAUGGCUUGUCAUUGAUGAAGCAGACCAGCUGCUCAACCAAAACUUCCAGGGCUGGGCGAGCGUGCUGAUGGAUGCUAUUCACGGUGAAACUCGACCCGAAUUCAUGGAUGCUCGAGAGCGAAUGGCCAAGCAACUACGGGAUGCUAACUCUGCCUGGUCUGUGGCGUUGCCCCAAAGACAGGUGACUAAAGUUGUGCUGUCGGCAACAAUGGAAAAAGAUCUCAGCAAACUUGGCACAUUGAAACUAAGGCGACCGAAGCUGGUUGUUGUGCAGGAUGCGAGCACGGAGCUGCAGUCUAUGGAGACGGAAGACAAUGUUUUCGAGCUACCGUCGAAGCUGGAAGAGUUUGCUGUGCAUGUUGGCGAUGGCGCGAACAAGCCGUUGCACCUGUUGCAUGUGCUGCUCAACUUUGUUUUCACAGAAAAGCAUGAAGAUGCAGACCCGUCAUCGGAUUCAGACUCGUCGGAUUCUUCUUCUUCUUCUUCUUCAGAUGAUGAUUCUGAUGCUGGUCAAGUCAGCCAAUCAUCAGCGCCGCGGCAAACAGGCCGCGUUCUCAUCUUCACCAAGAGUACAGAGAGCGCAUCCCGGCUGUCGCAUUUGUUGAGUGCACUUAUGCCGGGGUUCAAGAACCAUCUCAAGACCAUGACUAGGGCAUUGACGGCAGAUGCGUCGCGCAAAUUGCUCAAAUCGUUCAGUUCUGGGGCCGUCAAGAUACUGAUUGCAUCAGACGCUGCGUCUCGAGGGUUGGAUAUCCCUGACAUUACACACGUGAUCAACUACGACCUGCCGACAAGCAUCACCAGCUACGUGCACCGCGUGGGCAGGACAGCGCGAGCCGGCAAGGCAGGACAGGCGUGGACGUUGUUCAGCAAGACGGAGGCGGCGUGGUUCUUGAAGCAGAUAGCCAAGGGUGAUGGCAUCAAACGCGGAAACAAGAAAGUGAAGCGUAUGGAAUGGAAAGAGAGUGCCGUGACGGCUGAUGGGAAGAAGCAGGCGUACCGGGCGGCACUCAAGCAGCUAGAGAGUGCUGUUAGCGGACAGACAGAAAGCGGAUAG
Messenger RNA from Bipolaris oryzae ATCC 44560, 2121 nucleotides. RefSeq lists its product as uncharacterized. The coding region runs from base 1 to 2121 and encodes 706 amino acids. The record is from RefSeq and is a predicted model, not a curated record. Gene Ontology annotation, molecular function: ATP binding; nucleic acid binding. The transcript has a single exon. Gene Ontology annotation, cellular component: nucleus. Lineage: Eukaryota; Fungi; Ascomycota; Dothideomycetes; Pleosporales; Pleosporaceae.